CGUUCGCGAUAUCAACAUGGCUGAGAAGCAUGGUGCUACCGAUUUGAGUUCGUUGGCGAAGGCUUUGGACCAAGAAAUCGAAGACCAUAUAGACAGUCUCGAGAAGAAACCAUAUACGGAAGGGUUUUCUGAAGAAAACUGGGAAAAGGAAAUAGAGAAUGUUCCACUCUUUAUGACCAAAUCUCCCAAUGAAGCUGACUAUGCUAAUAAUCCAGCCUUAGCUGCAAUACAAAAAAUAAAAUAUGAUGAAGAUUCCACGCCAGUAGAGAAAGCUCAGAGUUAUAAAGAAGAAGGCAACCAGUAUUUUAAAGAAAGAGACUACAGGAAAGCUGUGUUUGCAUACACAGAAGCACUUAAAGAGAAUUUUGAUGACGACUUAUUAAAAGUUAUUCUACUGACGAACAGAGCUGCUGCACAGUUUCAUAUUGAAAACUACCAGUCCUGUAUGAUGGAUGUAGCAAGAGCCAAAAAACUGAAACCUGAUCAUUUAAAGGCAUUAAUACGAGGAGCAGAAUGUUUGCUGAAGUUGCGAAAAUAUGAAAAAUGCUUAGAUUGGUGUGACAUGGCACUUAAAAUCAGUCCCACAGAUAAGAAACUAUUAGAAACCAGAACACUCGCAGACCAGGGAAAGCGAAAACAAGAACGAGAUGAAAGGAUAAAGGCAAAGAAAAUGAAGCAAAAAGCUGAAGAAAAGCGAGUGUUGGAAACUGCCAUACAGCAACGUGGCAUCACUAUUAAAAACAUAGAGGCACCUGAAGAUUACUCUGAGGGUAGUGGACAUGAACCAAUUAUUGACAGUGAUGGAGUUAUUCAUUGGCCAGUAUUGUUUCUAUACCCAGAGUAUGCUCAGUCCGAUAUCAUUGCAGAUUUCAAUGAGAAUCACAGAUUUGUUGAGCAUUUGAAUGAAAUGUUCAAAGAAGAUGAAUAUGCUGGUUGGGAUGCAGAGAAGAAAUACAGAGCAGAGAGAAUAGAGAUAUAUUAUGAAGAUAUGAGUUCUAGAAAGCUUAACCGUGUUAUGCCUGACAUGACACUGGCUGAGGCAAUCACAAUGAAAGGGUAUACACUUCAUCCUUACACUCCACACUUCAUUAUUUUAGUGGCUGGAUCACCUUUCAAGGAUCACUACUUUGAGAACUUUGCACGUGUGUGUCAACAGAUGUUUGGAUAACAAAAACUUGUAACACUGCUGAUAUGUUAUCAUAUAAAUUAAAAACAACCAUGGAAUAUGAAAACAUUGAUUCACAAUUCAGAAAUGAAAUAUGUAAUAAACUGCAGCAUAUUUGAGACAAUUAUGAUAUAUUAUUGAAUAAAUAUACUUGUACAUGC
Messenger RNA from Saccoglossus kowalevskii, 1326 nucleotides. Its product is annotated as hsp70/Hsp90 co-chaperone CNS1 homolog. The record is from RefSeq and is a predicted model, not a curated record. Lineage: Eukaryota; Metazoa; Hemichordata; Enteropneusta; Harrimaniidae. Gene Ontology annotation, cellular component: cytosol; nucleus. Gene Ontology annotation, biological process: protein folding. Gene Ontology annotation, molecular function: Hsp70 protein binding; Hsp90 protein binding.